AGUACAUUCUGAACAUGAAGAAAUCGCCCAAAUAGCCACUUAUACGGUGUCACAUCUCUUACAAUAUCGAUCCUUUGGAUAUUUCAACAUAUACAAUAUUUCAUGUUUCCUUAAGCCCCCCUUGCUCUCGUUAUGCCAGCAGCAGACACCACUCAAGACAACACCGACGCUCAAGUCGACGAAACAACCGCCCUCCUUGCUCCGUCCACUGACCGACCGACUGCUCCUGAGGAGGACGACGACGAGAAUCAAGCCUCCAAUGGCGCCAAUGGAAAGGGGGAAGACAGGCCGUUGCCCAAGGAUCAAAUCUUCCUCCUCUGCUUCGCCCGCCUGAUCGAACCCGUCGCAUUCUUCUGCAUUUUUCCCUUUGUCAAUCAGAUGAUAUGGGACACUGGAGAAGUGGCGGAAACGGAUGUUGGCUUCUACAGUGGAUUGAUCGAGUCGUUGUUUUCGCUGACGCAAAUGCUGCUCAUGAUUCCCUGGGGCAAAGCCGCCGACCACUUUGGAAGAAAACCAGUCCUCGUCAGCUCGUUGGGCGGCGUGGCCGUCGCAACCGCCAUCUUCGGACUGAGCAAGUCAAUAUGGCAGAUGGUCCUGUUCAGAUGCUUCGCUGGCGUGUUUGCGGGGACGAUUGUGACUAUCCGAACGAUGAUCACCGAGAACAGCACGCACAAGACCCAGGCCAGAGCAUUUAGCUUCUUUGCCUUCACCGGCAACCUGGGCAUCUUUCUAGGUCCAUUACUCGGAGGCGCGCUCGCAAACCCAGCGACGGAAUACCCAUCUGUGUUUGGGCAUAUCAAGCUCUUCCACGAGUACCCAUAUGCGCUACCCACAUUCGUAUCAGGCUCAAUCGGUCUUGUUGCAACGAUUACCAGUGCCAUUGGUAUCAAAGAAACACUCGUCCGGUCUCCAAAGAAGUCGUCCGCCGGCCCCCAGAAGGAGAUGUCCAUCCUCGCCCUCCUCCGCUCUCCUAACGUCCCGAUCACGCUGUAUAUAUACGCGCACAUCAUGCUCCUGGCCUUCUCCUACACGGCCAUCCUCCCGGUCUUUUUCUUCACCCCGGUGCACCUGGGCGGCUUCGGGUUCUCGCCCUUCCUGAUCUCGCUCUUCAUGGGGCUGGGCGGGCUCUCCCAGUCGCUGUGGCUCCUCAUCGCGUUCCCCUGGCUGCAGGCCCGCUGGGGCACUAAGCGCGUUAUGGUGCUCUGCGCGACCGCCUACCCGGUCUUCUUCGCUCUGUACCCGGUCUGCAACCUGCUGCUGCGGCACCACGUGAUGGCGGCGUUCUGGACCAUCGCCCCCAUCUCCCUGGCGUUCGGGAGCGGCGUCGCCAUGUCCUUCACCGCGAUCCAGCUCGUCCUGAACGACGUCUCGCCGGGGCCCGAGGUGCUCGGCACUCUGAACGCCGUGGCGCUGACGCUAGUGAGCGGUAUACGGGCCUUCUCCCCUGCGCUGUUUGCCAGCUUAUUCGCCGCCAGUGUGCGGAGCCGUGUGCUCGGCGGGCAUGUGAUUUGGAUCUUGAUGGUCGCGUUGGCCGUGGGUUUCACGGUUGUCAGCCGCUGGAUCCCCGAGCCCGGAAAGGAGGAGGAGGACAGCCGGAAGCAUGCUGAUUCUCGUGGAACUGGUAAUGGCAUCGUCAAUGGGACGGCGGAGGAAUGAGUGAUGUGUAUAGACAAGGAAGAGACGGAAUAUCUGCGGAAGCAGCCAAAAAGGGGCCCGAAAGCUACCGUAGCCUCGCGGGCGUGGCCCGGGCGCCCAACACAUUACACCAGAGUUGUCCAGUUGGAGCGGGUUAUAGACAAAAAGGUAUAGUGCUAGCGAGGGAUUGUUUGAAAGGAUUUGGAUCUCUCCUGUAGAGCUUGGUCAUACAAUAGAAGUAAACACGGAACAAAUGGAAGGCACUCGGAAAAUUCCGAGGUCUAGA
Cladophialophora immunda is the source of this 1921-nucleotide messenger RNA. RefSeq lists its product as uncharacterized. Gene Ontology annotation, biological process: transmembrane transport. Gene Ontology annotation, molecular function: transmembrane transporter activity. The transcript has 5 exons. The record is from RefSeq and is a predicted model, not a curated record. Lineage: Eukaryota; Fungi; Ascomycota; Eurotiomycetes; Chaetothyriales; Herpotrichiellaceae. The coding region runs from base 133 to 1656 and encodes 507 amino acids.